Protopterus annectens (West African lungfish) is the source of this 2499-nucleotide messenger RNA. RefSeq names its product gastrula zinc finger protein XlCGF26.1-like. Bases 62 to 1924 code for a protein of 620 amino acids. Gene Ontology annotation, molecular function: RNA polymerase II cis-regulatory region sequence-specific DNA binding; DNA-binding transcription factor activity. The record is from RefSeq and is a predicted model, not a curated record. The transcript has 3 exons. Gene Ontology annotation, biological process: regulation of transcription by RNA polymerase II. Lineage: Eukaryota; Metazoa; Chordata; Ceratodontiformes; Protopteridae.
AUUUACAGAAGAAGAAUGGAAGACACUAAGCAAACAGGACAAGGCUACAUAUAGAGAGGUGAUGGUGCAGAAUUAUGAAAUGAUGACUUCUGUAGGGUGCCGAGUUCCAUCAGGAUACUUAUUGUCACUGAUUGAGAGGGAUGAGGAAUUGUCAUAUGAUGAUGUAAAGGAAGAAAGGAAUGGACAGAAUGAGGUUCCCUAUGAAGCAGUGACCAGCAUUUCCAAACCUGCUGAUCUUGAAGAAGAAGAAUGUGAUAAAAACUCUCAGCUUUCAGGUCACAUGGAUUUUAAAGAAGAAAAAAAAAUGGGUAUUCAUGAUGAGCACAAAGAGGAACACAAGCUGCUAACUCCUACUCCCAAGAAGAGCCUUGCCGAAGACCAGAGCGUCACAGGUUCUUCUUAUGAACAGUAUUUGUCAGAUCCAGUGGCAUUAAUUAAACACACAUUCAGAGAAUAUCAGAAUAUUCAUUACAUGAAGAGAAGUACUGCACCAGAAGCACCUUUUCGUGUUUUGACUAAUAGAAGGCAUUUCACCCAGAUGGUAAAGUUUUCACUACAGAGACAAGUUCGUGUAAGAGAGAAGCCUUACAAAUGCAAUGACUGUGGCAAAAGAUUUCCCAUUAAAUCAAGACUUGCAGUACACCAGCAGAUUCACAGUGGAGUGCAGCUGAAGCGUUUUGAGUGCACAGAGUGUGGAAAGUAUUUUAAAUGGAAUUCUGACCUAAAGGUCCACCAAAGAAUACAUACGAAAGAAAAACCAUUUAAGUGUAGUGAAUGUGGAAGGUGUUUUACUCAUAUGUCAACUCUCUCUAGGCAUAAACGGAUCCACACACGAGAGAAACAUUUUCGGUGUGCAAAACCUUUUCAAUGUACCGAUUGUGGGAAGGUAUUCAAACAGUCUUCAAAGCUUAAAGCUCAUUCUCGAGUCCAUAAAGGAGAGAGACUGGUACAGUGCUCUGAAUGUGAAAAGAGGUUCUUUGAUGAGUCAGCUCUUGCAAGACAUAAACAGGUGCACACAGGAGAGAGACGUCUGCAUUGUACUGAAUGUGGAAAGGGUUUCAUCUAUCCGUCUUCUCUUGCUAGACACAAACAUAUUCAUGCAAGAGAUAAGCCACUUCAGUGCCCUGAUUGUGAAAAAUGUUUCUAUUAUCGGUCUUCUUUCACUAGGCAUUUGAUGAUUCAUACAGGAGAGAAACCAUUUCACUGUAGUGACUGUGGGAAGGGUUUUUUUCAGAGAACAUGUCUUAAAAGUCAUGAAUUGAGACACAUGUUGGAAAAAUCAUUUAAAUUAUCUGAUGGAGAUGCUCAGCAGAUGCCACUUUUGUCUGAAAAUAACCAAUUUCAUAUUGAAGAAAAAUUAUUUAAAUGUACCAUUUGUGGAAAGAAUUUCACCCUCAAAUCUUCUCUUACUAGACACAUGCGCAUUCACACAGGAGAAAAGCCAUAUCAAUGUACUGAGUGUGACAAGAGUUUUUCCCAGCGAUCUUCCCUUAAAAGUCAUCAACUGAUUCACACAGACGAGAAACCUUUUACAUGUCCAGUAUGUGGUAAGUGUUUCAGACUCUUAUCUUCUCUUUCAGACCAUAAAUGGAGCCAUGUGGGACAAAAACCAUUUAAAUGUGACAGUUGUGAAAGGAGUUUCACUUUUAAGUCGCACCUUGUCAGACACCAGCGGGUUCACACGGGAGAGAAACCUUUCAAAUGCUUAGAAUGUGGCAAGUGUUUUACAAGACCAACUGGUGUUGUAAGACAUCAGCGGACUCACAAAGGAAGCAUGGAAUCAUUAAAAGUCCUUGAAUAUUUGGACGAAUUAAAUCAAGAGCAGUACAGAUCAGUGUUUACAAAACCAGAAGAAGUAUUUAAAGAAACAGAACAAGAACAAAAGAUCAGAAACUUAAGCAUGAAUGAAUGUGGGAAACUGUGACAUACAGACACAUGCACAAACAAGUCACACUAAUUUAUACUUGCAUGGUGAUGCAGUUUUUGAGAAGAGUUUCAUUUCAGCAAAUUGAAAUAUGGGUGCGAUUAGGUUUGAUUUGCAAGAAUUAUGAAUUGAUACAUCUAGUAAGACACCUUUGUUUGGUAUGCAUCUGAAUAAUUUUAACAAGAUGUAAUUCAUCCUGUAAUCUAUAUGUUGCAGAAAAUGCUGCAGUCAUGAAUUUUACAAGGUCACAGAGAAUCUAAAAGAAAGAAUGACUAAUAUCAGGCAAAAGAAAACUGGGAACUUAGUGCAAGAAUACAUACAGUAGUAUGCUUAUUGGAAUAUUGUGUAUAAUAAGCUAGCUUUUUGCAUAGAAAAAUACUAUUGUGCAAAAGAAAAUUGAAUUAAUGUGAAAACAAAUGUAAUAUCUUAAUCCUAGAGAACUUCUAGAAUGAGUCCACUCAGUACAGUUGUUGUAAUUUAUUACUUAACUAGAACUGUGGGCUUAUUCAAGCAGAUGAAUGUCAGACAUGACCCAAGGUAAAAAUCAUAAAAAAAUAAACACAUAAAUUACUAAA